GAACAUUUCAACAUUCCCGUGCACAUGCAUCCACCGCAUGUUUCUCACUGACACUGCAACCGCCGGUGCCAACCGCCAGACACGCCAACCAUCUCGCUGGUAAACUAAGGCCACCGUGAAGUCCACGGUGGUGUGUAAAAGUUGACUUGAGUGGAUAAAUCUUCACCGUUGAUCUCAUCAAACUCAAAGCAGGGAGGAGAGUGAGGAAGGAUUAGUUAAGCAGUCAAUUCAUAGAAAAAUAAUAGAAAAUAUAAAAGUAAAGGUAUUGGAUACAUCAGAUUAUCGUCAGAGCCAACGGUUUCUGUGUCAGCUGAUAGUAACAGUAACGGCUGACGCUUUUGCUUUUUCGUCUUUCGGUUUUCUUUAUUUAAGAAGAUUUUGAUUCGUUUUAACAAUGGUCGGUUAGGGUUUUCCUUUUUGGAUCAACCAAUUCUGAAUUGAAAUUCACGCUUCUAAGUGGACUGAACCUUGGUUUCAGCGAGAAUGGCGGAGCUGAGAGGAGGGAACACGUGGACGGAGGAGCUUGCGAGUCUGGUAGCGGACACCGGGAUAAGAUAUGCUGGUGCUGCCGCCGGGGAAUCUAUCGGGUUUUCGGCUCCGGCGUUCAAGAAGUCGGGAUUUGUCGACGAGGAAGAAGUCAAAACAGAAAGUUUGAAGGAGCAGGUGACAGGGUUUUUGAAAUCGUGGGGGGAAAUGUUGUUGGAUUUAGGUAAGGGGUGCAAAGACAUUGUGCAACAGAGUUUGAUCACUGAGGAUUCCUUUAUAGUGAGAAACGUUGGAAAGCCAAUGGCUAAGGUCUCAGAUCGAUUCAAGAUUUUGAACGAGUUCUUGCCUGAGGAUCGCGACCCAGCCCACGCCUGGCCUGUGAUAUUCUUCGUUUUUAUACUCGCGCUUGCUGCUCUAAGUUUAAAUACCACACAUGAUACCUCAGUCCCAGCAGUAAAGAGAGUGCGCAUACAUCCUCCUAGUGCAAAUCGCAUUCUGCUUCCAGAUGGUAGGCAAAUGGCUUAUCAUGAAAAUGGUGUCCCUGCCAACAGAGCGAGAUUUUCCAUGAUUGCUCCACAUUCUUUUAUUUCUUCUCGACUUGCAGGUAUACCUGGAGUUAGAACAUCAUUACUCGAAGAAUUUGGUGUUCGCUUGGUCACAUAUGACCUUCCUGGUUUUGGGGAGAGUGAUCCUCAUUCCAGCAGAAAUCUUAACUCAUCAGCCCUUGAUAUGCUCUACCUAGCAAAUGCUAUCAGUGUUAAUGACAAGUUUUGGGUGCUGGGUUAUUCAAGUGGAAGCAUGCAUGCUUGGGCUGCACUCAGAUACAUCCCUGAUAGAAUUGCUGGUGCUGCCAUGAUUGCCCCAAUGAUUAAUCCAUAUGAUCUGGGCAUGACAAAAGAAGAGAUCAGAAGAACAUGGGAACAAUGGUCAUCAAAAAGGAAAUUAAUGUACUUCUUAGCUCAGAAAUUUCCAAAAUUUCUCUCUUGUUUUUAUCGCCGAAGCUUCCUAUCCGGUUUUCAUGGUCAAAUUGAUAAGUGGAUGUCUCAGGCACUUGGAAGGAAGGACCAAAUUCUGAUUCAGGAUUCAACAUUUGAAGAAUUUUGGCAUAGGGAUGUGGAGGAGUCAAUCCGCCAAGGGAGCACAAAACCAUUCAUUGAGGAAGCUGUACUACAGGUGUCAAACUGGGGUUUCAACUUGGCAGAUCUACAUGUGCAGAGGAAGUGUCAGAGGAAAGGCAUUCUCCUUUGGCUUAGGUCCUUGUACAGUCAGGCAGAAUGUGAGUUGGCUGGAUUUCCAGGCCCAAUUCACGUAUGGCAGGGGACAGAUGACAAGGUAGUGCCACCAUCAAUGACUGACUACAUAAGCCGGGUUCUACCUGGUGUCAUCUUGCAUAAGCUUCCAAAGGAAGGCCAUUUUUCUUUUUUGUAUUUUUGUGAUGAAUGCCAUAGGCAGAUAUUCUCUACUCUUUUUGGAGAUGCUCUAGGUCCUCUUGACAAGAUGGUGGAAAUUAAUGAAACUUCAUUUAAAGGAGAGAUGGAAGAGGUAUCAUCCUUCACUGAUUCUACUACAGGAGAUAUGUGACUAUAGAUAUAUACUCCUUUUCCCCUUUUUGGUGAAUUUCUGAUGUAAAUAUCACAGCCACGGUUGGCUCCUGAUCUCAGUGGAGCCUAAGAUGAAAUUCUAAGGUAUGAUUUUGUUUCAAAAUUUUUGGAGGAUAAUCACAUUCUGAGGAAAGCAGUUAAAAGCGAAGAGGCAGCAAUUUUCUAUGAAGGUUUUCCAUUUCUUCAUUUUCAUUAGGCUUUAUGAUGCAAUCUGUAUUAAUCAUUUAGCUAUAUAGCACCGAGUGGCUACAUUCUUCCAUGAAAAUAACAUCUAAUUAUUACUUCUAUUGAAAAUUAA
Molecule: messenger RNA, 2385 nt
Organism: Hevea brasiliensis (rubber tree)
Lineage: Eukaryota; Viridiplantae; Streptophyta; Magnoliopsida; Malpighiales; Euphorbiaceae
Exons: 6
Coding region: 484-2067 (527 amino acids)
Source: RefSeq, a predicted model, not a curated record